UUUGAGCGUCUGUCGGGUAAGCGCUUGACAGUGUCAAGAACAGGCCCGAGUUCGUAAACAAAACAUACGAAGAAGAUACAGAAAACAAGACUCAAGUUUCGUAUUAUUGGAGCAUGUUGGAAAAUGUAACAUUGUCCUGAAAGAGUCUAAGAGUGCUUCGCGCAGAAAGACGGCAGCAAAGAGAGGGCGUGCACCUGUCGAGGCUACGCAGGUUAGCUAGCGUGUGCUAACUCUCCGUCAUGUCGUCGUCGUCGUCCUCCAGGCGUCAGUGGUGCUACCUGUGCGACCUGCCCAAGAUGCCGUGGACCGUGGUGUGGGACUUCAGCGAGGUGGUGUGCCGCGGCUGCGUCAACUACGAGGGUGCCAAUCAGAUCGAGUUCCUGAUCGCCAGCGCCCGACAGCUGAAACGGACGCACGGUAUGCAGGACGGUAACGUCCGGUCCCCGGGUCUGUCCCCUGGUAAGCACGGCUCGUCUGGCCGUGCAGAGGCUACUGCCGACGGUGGGAGGCCGCAUUCCGAGCGCUUCGACCGUGCUGGAAGAGGAGACAGUACCGGCUCCGCUGCUCGCGUGCCGCCCAACGGGCUGCACCGGGACGGUCAGCAGCCCCCGGAGGGGAACCGCCACAGUCCGAGCGGCAGCCGCAGGCCCAUGAGUGCCGCCAUCCCGCCCAAUCUGGUGACCCAGAGCAUCGCGGGGAUUCCACACGGUCUGCUAGCCGGCGUGCCGACGGGUCUAACGGCCCGGACCUCCCCCAUGAUCUUCCCGGCUCCGGUGCUGGCAGAGAUGAGCCGCAGACAGCUGGGAAUCGGCAUGGGGAUUGCCCCCUUCAUCACUCCAGAGCUCGAACGCGAGCUGAGUUUGUCUCAGAACCAGUCCAAGACACAGACACAGGCUGCGGCUGGCAGCAGCUCCAGCAAAACCACGGGCCUCCCUCCCACCUCCUCCUCCAUGGCAGGAGGUGUAAGCCAAACCAGCCCCAAACCUGCUUCGUCUCCAGCUCGGCAGUCACGUCCCCUGGCCGCCAGGUCCGGAGGUGAACCUCUGGGGUCCAGCACCUCGGCAGAAGCAGCGACAGCAGCUGCGGCGUUACCUCACAGCGGUGCUUCUGAGCUGGGGUCAGCCUCUGCUGGGAGCACCCUGUCCUCCGGAAUCACUCUGUCCUGCACCCUGUGCCACGAGAGGCUGGAAGACACACACUUUGUUCAGUGUCCUUCGGUGCCAGGCCACAGGUUUUGUUUUCCAUGCACCAGAGUCUACAUACAGAGCCGGAGGGGUGACGGGGAGGUUUACUGCCCCAGUGGAGAGCGGUGUCCAUUGGACAACUCUCCCAACAGUCCCCCCUGGGCUUUCAUGCAGGGCGAGGUCUCCACCAUACUGGGUACUGCUGGACCUGCAGCGGCUGCUGUGUCUGGAGCCGGAACUGGACCUGGGCCUGGGCCUGGAACAGGAGCUGCCAGCGGAGGCGGUGCUGCAAGUGGCGAUGUCACUGUCAAGAAAGAGAGAGAGACGUGAUGGUGAUUCGUCUGGAAACCAGGAACUCAAAUGUGUCCUGUCACCUGAAGAAAACCUGUCCACAGGCAGACGGCUCACAGAAUAAGACAACAAACAACCCAGCUAACCUCAGUUCAGAGAAGCACCCAAACACAGGUCCAGUGCUCUCAGCAUUCUCGCACCCCAGGACGAGGACCACCUACACACCUUUGCUUUGUUACUUUUGUAAAUUAAGGAGUUUUUUCUUUUUUUUUUUUUUAUUUGUUUGUAUGGUUCUGUUGUCACUGCGCACACGACAAUCUGACAAAAUUUCCUACACCGUUCUGUGUUUGGAGAGCUGAUACUCAGCAGUGUGAGUGAACGUCUGCCUGCACCGCAGCACAGAGCACCGCACCACCACCGCAGAGGUUAUUCAUUAACUCAGAACAAAUUACAGCCAGCGGCCUAUCUACGCCAGCAAAUUAACAGACUUCAUGAUAGUAUUGUCAUGGAAACGGCCAUUCAACCCCAGCUGUCAGCAAGCUGGUGUUAGCUGCUGUGCUAGCACAAAUGCACACAGUUUGACUCGUCUGUGCUGUUACGAUCCCAAAUCAGAAAACCCGCGCUGACCUUUGACCUCUGUCUCACUGCAGACAGCAUGAAACCAGAAUACUUCAUCUUUUGUCAUUUGUUCUACAUCCACUCUUGCAGGUGUUUUCACACAUUCCA
Molecule: messenger RNA, 2201 nt
Organism: Thalassophryne amazonica
Lineage: Eukaryota; Metazoa; Chordata; Actinopteri; Batrachoidiformes; Batrachoididae
Gene: irf2bp1
Product: interferon regulatory factor 2 binding protein 1
Exons: 3
Coding region: 240-1514 (424 amino acids)
Biological process (GO): regulation of transcription by RNA polymerase II
Cellular component (GO): nucleus
Molecular function (GO): transcription corepressor activity
Source: RefSeq, a predicted model, not a curated record